UAUUUCUCCUAUUGCCAUCGCCAGCCAUUAUGGCUUUUCGAUUCCGAGCGAGACUUGGACGCAGAUACAUGUUGCGAGGAGCUACUCCUCUCAGUACUCGCCCUCACGGCUCAGCAUUGUGAUGGCACUGAGCCCGCAGGCACCAUCAAACCCCCAGAAAUAUAUGCCAACGCUUGUCGAAAUCUCAUCAUGCUCAGAAUCGCAGGCGGUAACGUAACAAUCUCGGCACUGCAAUCGCUUUGUUUAUUGGCCUAUGCCAACUUCGUUUUGAAUGAUACGCACGUGGCGCGCCUCCAUGUAUCGCUCGCUAAGAAUCUUCUUCAGUGUGCAGGGUUAGAAAUCACGUCAACCCCCGAGCGAACCAUUAUUUACGAGUCUCGGAGAAAGCUCUGUUGGAGCAUUCUUAUUCUCGACCAGCUCUUUGGAAUGCAGUCCAGGAUACCCUCGGUGCCGGAUGACAUCCAAUCACCCUGCUUCCUCGACCUUUCUGAGAUAUCGCAGAAAGCCAGCAUAAAGUGCCAACUCUUCCCCCUGGAAUAUCACGAGGAGAUGAAGGGAAAGGCGAUUGGCGUCUGGUCAUAUAUGAUCCAGCAGAUUAGUAUUUGGUCGUCUGUUAGGUCAUACGUCUGGAAUUGUGCGAACGGCCACAAUAGCUCCCCCUGGUCUCCAGACUCUGAAUACACGUUGAUAAAUUCAAGUCUCCUCGAUCUUGAAUGCAGAAUACCACCGUUCGUCCGCUUUGGAAAUUCAAGACUCUUUGAGCGCUCGUCAACCGACCUGCAAGCCAACAGGCACUUCUGGAUGCCCUGGCUCAGCAUACAAGUUUUCUACCACGCUAUCCAUAUGGUACUCAACCAUCCCUUCUUGUAUUCUCAAAAACAAUCGCAGCAUCGACAAGGGCCGAACAUAUUCUGGAAAACAUCGGCUGAGCUCGCGAUGCUUCAUUGCAGAUGGGUCACGCGUCUCCUGGGUCUAUCUACAGACAAGAAGCUUAUCUUCUCCGAUCCAUUUUUUGCAUAUGCGGCGUCAAUCGCCGCAACACUCCACUUUUACUACAGCCGAGCUACCGAUAUCGAAACCAGCACCGGUGCGCUAGACGAUUUGCAGAAAUGUAGGUCUUUCAUGUCGAAGAUGGCGACACACUGGCCAAUAUGU
Exophiala aquamarina CBS 119918 is the source of this 1155-nucleotide messenger RNA. RefSeq lists its product as uncharacterized. Gene Ontology annotation, cellular component: nucleus. Gene Ontology annotation, biological process: DNA-templated transcription. Gene Ontology annotation, molecular function: DNA binding; zinc ion binding. The annotation marks the transcript as partial. Lineage: Eukaryota; Fungi; Ascomycota; Eurotiomycetes; Chaetothyriales; Herpotrichiellaceae. The transcript has 2 exons. The record is from RefSeq and is a predicted model, not a curated record.